Messenger RNA from Triticum urartu, 1748 nucleotides. RefSeq names its product cytochrome P450 709B2-like. The record is from RefSeq and is a predicted model, not a curated record. Gene Ontology annotation, molecular function: iron ion binding; monooxygenase activity; oxidoreductase activity, acting on paired donors, with incorporation or reduction of molecular oxygen. NCBI's taxonomy places the organism in Eukaryota, Viridiplantae, Streptophyta, Magnoliopsida, Poales, Poaceae.
AGGAGUAGUAUAUCCAUGGAGGCGACCAUGGUAGUAAUGGUACACGCCCUUGCCGCCAUCCUUACACUCUGGCUGAUCUCGAGGUCCCUGUGGCAUCUGGUAUGGAGGCCGUAUGCCUUCGCCGGCUGGUUUGAACGGCAGGGGAUACGAGGGCCACCUUACAGAUUCGUCCUUGGGUCUUUGUGGGAGAUGAAACAGAUGUUGAUUGCCGAGAGAGGAAAGACGCCUCUGGAUAUCGGCAGCCACGACUACACCUCCCGCGUCAAUCCUUUCUUUCACAAAUGGGCCGCCGAUUACGGGAAAACAUUUCUGUACUGGUUGGGACCAACACCGACGAUAUAUUCUACCGACUUGGAGCUAGUCAAGCAAGUACUGGAAGACAGGACCGAGUUGUUCCAGAAGGACUACCUGAACCCAAGCUUGGAACGCAUCUUCGGCAAAGGGCUUCUGACCACAAACGGUGAUGACUGGGAACGGCAUCGCAGAGUCGUAUACCCGAUCUUCUACCACGAGAACCUCAAGUCUGUGUCAGCUAUGACAAGGGAAAGCACACAAAAGAUGAUUGUGCAAUGGUGCAACCUAAUAGAAAAGGGUGACGGCCACCAAGCCAAGAUAGACAUGGGGUGCUACGCUGAAGAGUUGACUCUAGGAGUCAUCGAACGGGUGAUCUUCGGCGCGCACUACAAAGAAGCCCGGGAGGUGUUCGCCGAGGGCAAGGAGAUCAAGAAGCUCGCGGUGCAUGCGCUUGCAGAUCCUCGAAUACCCGGAUUUAGAUACCUGCCGACCCGCCGUAACUUUCAGGCAUGGAAACUUGACAGGUCGAUAACGAGCAAGAUAACACGGCUCAUAAAGGAGCGGCUUGCCAGUGGUGUCGACGGAGAUGACCUAAUCGGGUUGAUGCUGCGGGCAAACAAGUCAGAAGAAGUCGAGUCAUUGAGCAGCGAUGAGAUGAUCAGUGAGUGCAAGACCAUCUUCGCCGCAGGGCAGGACACAGGUGCCACCCUCCUCACCUGGGGGAUGUUCUUGCUCACCAUCUACCCAGAAUGGCAAGAGAGGCUCAGGGAGGAAGUGCUGAGAGAAUGCAGGGAUGAUGAUGGCGAAGCCCCCUAUAUCAAUAGCAUCCAAGUCCUUGGCAAACUCAAGCUACUUAACAUGUUCCUUCUUGAGACACUGAGGCUCUACAGUCCCCUGCCGUUCUUGCUGAGGAAGACCGCGUCUGACACAACAUUAGCAAACAUCAAAUUUCGAAAAGGAACCAUGAUAACAAUUCCGGUCAUGACGUUGCACCGGAGCAAGGAGAUUUGGGGCCUCGACGCCGACGAGUUCAACCCCAUGAGGUUUGAGAAAGGCGUCUUGGGGGCUGCCAACAACACGUAUGCAAUGUUGGCCUUCUCAUGCGGGCCACGUGGGUGCCCAGGGAGGAACUAUACCAUGAUCGAGGUGCAGACUGUGAUGACGAUGAUCCUGAGAAGAUUCUCCUUCUCCCUCUCUUCCCAGUAUGUUCACAUGCCCAGGAACUUCAUCUCACUUGCACCUAGGUAUGGCCUUCCCCUAAUCGUGAGGAAACUGAUGGAUGGAGAAAAAAAGUGACAUUUAAUAUAUUAAUUUGUGUCGUUUGUAAUAAAUAAUAUCUAUGUUCUGCCUAGAAAAGAGGCAAGAUGGAUGUGCGGCGUGUGAUGUGCUUUGUAAAAUUGAUGUGAUUUGGGAAGGUGGCACACAAGUAAAUAAACUCCAAUCUUGGUUGUGUA